AUGGCGGAGGCCUUUGAGCGCUUCAAGCGCUUCGAGUACAGACAAAACAGCAACCUUGUGCUGCAGCGAGACCCCUACCUCACGGGGGCCCCCGGGGGGGCCCACCAGGGGGAGCCCACGGGGGAGCCGGAGUCGCUGGCGGGGCGCAAGCUGUACCCCAUGGGAGACAAGGCGGAGAGGGGUUUGAAGAAAGAAGAAAAGGAGAAGAUUGGGAAAAGAAGAAACAAACUCAAGGAAGGAGGCAUUGCCAAAAGAGCGAAACUCGACAUAAAGAAAGGGUCAACUGUGCUGGACGCAGAUGUAACUGAGAACUUCUUUUACCGGCCGACGACGCGCGCGACGAACCAGGUGUACGAACAGCUGCUGGUGCUGCUGCAGCAGCAGCUGGGGGACCAGCCAGACGAAGUGCUUCGGGGAGCAGCAGAUGAAGUUUUGCAAGUUUUGAAAGAAGAUGGACUCAAAGAAGGAGAAAGAAAAAGGGGAAUUGAAGCUGUCUUGGGGCCCCUCACUCAAGAACGCUUCACAAAACUUUUCCAACUUUCCAAAAACAUCACAGACUUCAUGGGAGCUGACCAAGAAGGAGACGAAGCAGGAGAGCCCGACGCCACGGCGGGAGUGGCUGUUGUUUUCGACGAAGAGGAAGAAGGCGAAGAGGACUACGACUAUUCCGACAUGGAGGCUGAGGGAGACGAAGAAGAAGAUGAAGAAACGGAAGAACAAGAAGAAAAAGAAAAGACUUACUUGGCUGCGAAAAACCUGGACGAAGAAGAAGUCGACAACUCCGAGUCCCACUACUCGCUGGACGUUUCCAAAAUUGACCCCCACUGGCUGCAGCGGGAACUGAACUCGGUGUUUGCAGAUCCGAACCAAGCUGUAGCUACAGAGAAGGAAAUCUUGUCCAUUCUUCCCAUUCCGGACAUUCAGGAGUGCGAAAACAAGUUGGUGCUCAUUUUGAAGUACGAAAACUUCGAACUCGCGAAGAAAAUCCUGAAAAACAGGUGGAAGCUCUUCUACUGCAUUCGCCUCGGACAGGCCCAAACCACCGAGGAAAAGGAGGGCAUUCGGGAAGAAAUGAAAAACUCCCAAGAAGGACAAGAAGUCCUCGAGCUCCUCGACGCCCUCACCUCCAGGCGCAACAAAGAAAAGGAAGUCACUCUCAACGUCCGCAAGGAGGCAGCAACACUUGCUGCCAAGGCCCAGGCGCGGGACGCCUCCCUCAGAGCCGCAGAGGCUGACGAUGACGCCACCGCGCUGGGCGGAGGCUCCCACGGCGCCCCAGGCGGCCACGUGGGACCCUCUAGCCAAGCAGCUCAACGCAAACCAACGGGAUCUGUUGACUUGCAAAGCAUUGCGUUUCACCAGGGCAGCCACUUGAUGGCGAACGCGAAGGUCAAACUGCCCGACGGAACUCAGCGCAUUGAGACCAAGAGUUAUGACGAAGUGAUUGUGCCCGCGCUGAAGCGGCCGGCCGAUAAAACUGAUGGCUUGCUGUCGGUGUCUUCGAUGCCGGAGUGGAGCCAGCCGGCGUUUGCGGGGAUUGGAGUUGACCGGCUUAAUGCGCUGCAGUCGAAAGUUUAUGACAUUGCUUUCAACGCGUAUGAGGAGAAUGUGCUGCUUUGCGCUCCGACGGGAGCAGGGAAGACGAACGUGGCCAUGUUGGCGAUGCUGAACGUGAUCGGACAGUACAGAAACGCAACAACUGGAGCCAUCGACUUGAAGGGAUUCAAAAUCAUUUACAUUUCGCCCAUGAAGGCGCUGGUGGCGGAGCAGGUCCAGGCGUUUUCGCAGCGGCUGCAGCCGUUCGGAAUUUCCGUUCGGGAGCUGACUGGAGAUGCUAAUCUGACGAGGGAGAAGAUUGAGGAAACUCAAGUCAUUGUCACAACUCCGGAAAAGUGGGAUAUUAUAACGAGAAAGGCCGGAGAGAGGGCAUAUACCCAGCUUGUUCGGCUCGUGAUCAUCGAUGAAAUCCACUUGUUGCAUGACACCAGAGGCCCCGUACUGGAGGCUAUAGUGGCGCGCACCAUUCGUCAAAUUGAAAUGUCUCAAGAACACAUUAGAUUAGUGGGGCUUUCUGCAACUUUGCCCAACUACGAAGACGUGGCGGUGUUCCUGAGGGUUAAGCCGGAGAGGGGGCUGUUUGUUUUCGGCAAUCACUACCGCCCAGUUCCUCUCAAACAAACUUACAUUGGAAUCAAAGACAAGAAGGCCAUCCGGAGAUACAACACGAUGAAUGAUGUCACUUACGAAAAGGUUCUGGAGUGCGCUGGGAAGAACCAAGUGCUCAUCUUUGUGCACAGCCGCAAGGAAACAGUGAAGACGGCGAAGUUCAUAUGUGAUGCAGCACUUCAAAAAGAUACGCUACCUCGUUUUCUCCAGAGCUUUUCAGCAAGUCGGGAGAUUCUGCAGGCGGAGGCGGAGGCAGUGAAGACGCAGGACUUGAAAGACUUGUUGCCAUACGGCUUUGCCGUUCACCACGCGGGACUUCCCCGAACUGAUAGGAAACUAGUUGAGGAUUUGUUUGCUGACAGACAUAUUCAAGUUCUCGUGUCCACUGCGACUUUGGCUUGGGGUGUCAACCUUCCCGCCCACACGGUCAUCAUUAAAGGAACUCAAGUUUAUUUGCCGGAGAAGGGCGCGUGGUCGGAGUUGUCGCCGAUGGACAUUUUGCAAAUGAUGGGGCGCGCGGGAAGGCCGCAGUACGACACUGGGGGCCACGCCAUCUUGAUUACGCAGCACAGCGAACUUCAGUUUUAUCUUUCUUUGAACAAUCAACAAUUGCCAAUCGAAUCGCAAAUGAUCCAGUGCCUUCCAGACAUGCUCAAUGCAGAGAUUGUUCUGGGAUCCGUAAGAAGCAGAGAAGAUGCUGUGCACUGGCUGGGCUACACCUAUUUGUAUGUGCGCAUGCUGAAGGCUCCAUCGCUGUACGGCAUUCCGCAGGAGAUGGUGGUGGGGGACAAACUUUUGGAGCAAUACUGCAUUAACUUGGCGGACUCAGCAUUAAAAACUUUAGAUCGGCAUUUUCUGAUCAAAUAUGACAAGAGAACUGGAACGAUUCACGUGACUGCGAUGGGGAGAGUGGCGAGCCACUACUACAUCAAGUACCAGACGAUUGCAGUGUACAACGAGCAUCUGAAACCAACUCUUUCGGAUAUUGAGCUUUUGAGGCUUUUCUCUCUUUCUUCGGAGUUCAAGUACAUGCCUGUCAGAGAAGAAGAGAAACUGGAACUACAGAGGCUCAUGGAGCGCGUUCCAAUCCCCGUCAAGGGCUCCCCCGACGAGCCUUCUUCGAAAGUUAAUGUUCUUCUGCAGGCUUACAUCAGCAAGUUGAAGCUGGAGGGCUUUGCCAUGAUGGCCGACAUGGUGUACGUACAGCAGAGCGCCAGCAGAAUAAUGCGGGCGAUCUUCGACAUCUGCUUGAGAAGAGGCUGGGCACAACUUGCAAUAAGGGCACUUCAACUUUGCAACGAAGUCCAGGGCCGCAUGUGGAGCACCAUGACUCCCUUGCGCCAGUUCAAGGUACUGCCUGAGGAGCUGCUGCGCAAAAUUGAAAAGAAAGAUCUGCCCUUUGACCGUUACUAUGACUUGACUUCUACGGAAAUAGGGGAACUUGUGCGUGUGCCGAAAAUGGGCAAACUGCUGCACCGUUUGAUUCACUCUUUCCCCAAGUUGGAACUUGCAGCUUUCGUGCAGCCGCUGAGCCGCUCCUGUCUCGUUGUGGAACUCACCAUCACUCCGGACUUCCAGUGGGACCCCAAGAUCCACGGAAACGGAGAAGUCUUUUGGAUUAUUGUUCACGAUGUUGACUGCGAGCAAAUUCUCCACCACGAGAUGUUCAUUUUGCCGGCGUUUCAAGGCGAAGUCGAGCACACCCUCACCUUCACCUUGCCAGUCACCGACCCGAUUCCCCCGAACUACUGCAUUCGUGCAAUAUCGGAUCGCUGGCUGCACUCCUCAGCUUCCCUUCCCAUUUCGUUCAGAAACCUCAUUUUGCCGGAGAAACCCAUGCCGCAUGCAGAGUUGCUGGACUUGCAGCCGCUGCCGGUUUCCUCUUUGCACGACAAGAAGGCCGAGGAGCUCUACAAGAAAGAGGGCAUCAAAGCAUUCAACCCUAUUCAGACGCAGGUCUUCUCCACUCUGUAUUCAACGAACGAGCCAGUCUUGUUGUGCCUUCCGCCAACAAGUGGCAAAGAGAUUUGCAUUGAGUUUGCCAUUUUGCGAAUGCUGAAGACAGAGCCCGCCAGUGCCUGGAAAGCUGUUUAUCUUGCCCCCUACUCAUCUGUAGUCCAGGAAACGCUGCGGCAGUGGAGUUCCAAACUGGGCUCGGGCCUCGGACUCAAGAUCUCAGAACUCACAGGCGACUUGCAUGCAGAUCUCAAGAUUCUGGAACAGUCUCAUAUCGUGCUAUCUACCCCGGACAAGUGGGACUUCUUAUCACGGCGUUGGAAAACUCGGAAGGUUCUGCAGUCCAUUCGCCUGUUGGUGGUGGACGAUCUGCACUUGUUGAACUCCCCAGUUGGCUCCACUCUUGAAGUUUGUCUUUCUCGCAUGCGAUACAUCUCAGCGCAGUUGCCUCAGCCUGUGCGCAUUGUUGCUUGUGCCAAUUCUCUUUCAAAUGCCAAAGACGUGGCGGACUGGCUCGGCGUGUCGGCCACUGGGCUGUUCAACUUCCACCCGAGCGUGCGCACAGUGCCUCUGGAGAUUUCGCUGCACGGCUUCGACGUGUACAACCGCGAGGCGCGUUUGCUGGCCAUGUCGCGGGCUGUGCACCAAGCCAUAAAGUUGUACACAGCUCCGAGCGAAGACAGCCGCAGCCGCAGCAGCAGGAAGCUCAAGAACGUCUUGGUCUUCUGCUCCGACAGGAAGCAGUGCAGGCUCACGGCCAUAGACCUUUUGCUGCAGACAGCCGCAGACGACCAGCCCAAGAAGUACCUCCACGUUUCAGACGAGACGAUGAAGCAGUACACGUCGAUAGUGCGGGACAAGAUGCUGCUGGAGACGCUCUCUUACGGCGUGGGGCUGUACCACGCGGGGCUGUCUGCUGCUGAGCGGCUGCUGGUGCAGCAGCUGCACUGCAGCGGCGCCAUUCAAGUUGUCGUGGCAGCAGAAGAGGCCGCCUGGGGCCUCCAAAUGAGUUCCCACUUGGUCGUCAUCGUCGACACCAAACGCUUCACCGAAAACGGAUACGAAGACUACCCAAUCGCGGACGUGCUGCAGAUGCUGGGGCGGGCCACGCGGCCCGGAAUCGACAAGCACGGGUACGUGGUGUUGUUGUGUCCUUCGAGCAAACGGGAGUUUUACAAGAAGUUCAUUUUCGAGCCUCUGCCCAUCGAGUCGCAGCUCGAGCAGCACUUGCAAGACCACGUCAACGCAGAAGUCGUUUUGAAAACCAUCGAAAGCAAACAAGACGCCGUCGACUGGCUCACCUGGUCUUUCCUCUACAGAAGGCUCUCCAAGAACCCGAACUACUACGGGCUGCAGGGCACUUCGCACCAGCACUUGAGCGACUUCCUCUCCGAACUCGUCGAGUCUGCAGUCCACUCCCUCGAACAGGCCCAGUGCCUCGCCGAGAAGAACGAGCUCGAGCUCGAGCCCCUCAACUUGGGGCUCAUCUCUGCAUUCUAUUACGUCAAAGUGGCCACAAUUGAACUGUUCAACCGUUCUCUGUCUCCAACGUCGAAGCGUCGGGCUUUAUUUGAAAUUUUGUCUGCUGCUGCGGAGUUUUCGUUUUUGCCGCUGCGGCCCGGCGAAGAAUCUCUUUUGAAGACUUUGGCGCAGCGCCUCGGCCUCAAGCUGCCGCCCUCGACGGACUUCAACAAGACCAGCACCAAGGCCCUCAUUCUCCUCCACGCGCACUGCCAGCGGUGGAGCCUGCCGAGCGACCUCGCGGCGGAGCAGCAGCAGCUGCUGCUGCCCGCCGCGCGGCUGCUGCAUGCGCUCGUGGACGUCACCGCCAGCAACGGCUGGCUCUUCCCGGCUCUUGCUGCAGUCGAGCUCGCGCAGGGGCUCGUGCAGGCGCUGCCGCAGCACGGGCAGGGGCCGCUGGCUUCGCCGCUGAGGCAGCUGCCGCACUUCACGCCCGAGCUCGUGAAGCAGGCCAACGCGAUGGACGUGAAGGACGUUUUUGACUUCAUGAACAUGGAAGAUUCCCAAAGAGAGAAACUGCUGGCUUCCCUCACGCAGGCGCAGCUGCGGGAAGUGGCGAAGGCGAGCAACAGGUACCCAGUGAUCUCUUUGGAAUUUGAAAUUUCGAAAACAGAAAACAUCAGCCCGGGAGAAAACCUCCAGUGCUCCGUGCAACUCGAAAGAGACCUCGCGGACGGGGACGGCGUGGGCGCGGUGUACGCGCCGCUGUUCCCAAAGGAGAAGGAAGAGCAGUGGUGGCUGGUGAUUGGGGAGUCUGCGGGAAACACUUUGCAUGCAAUAAAAAGAAUUUCCAUUUUGAAACAAAACUCUUCUUUUAAACUCAACUUCGAGGCCCCGGAAAGCCCCGGAAAACACCAACUCCUCCUCUUCCUCAUGUGCGACAGCUACGUCGGCGCCGACCAGGAGCACAAGUUCGAGAUCCGAGUCCGCUGA
Eimeria tenella is the source of this 6576-nucleotide messenger RNA. Its product is annotated as sec63 domain-containing DEAD/DEAH box helicase, putative. The transcript is spliced from 21 exons. Bases 1 to 6576 code for a protein of 2191 amino acids. Gene Ontology annotation, molecular function: ATP binding; nucleic acid binding; ATP hydrolysis activity. The record is from RefSeq and is a predicted model, not a curated record. Gene Ontology annotation, cellular component: nucleus. Lineage: Eukaryota; Apicomplexa; Conoidasida; Eucoccidiorida; Eimeriidae.